This is a messenger RNA of Vitis riparia (riverbank grape), 896 nucleotides long. Its product is annotated as auxin-responsive protein IAA1. The coding region runs from base 28 to 660 and encodes 210 amino acids. NCBI's taxonomy places the organism in Eukaryota, Viridiplantae, Streptophyta, Magnoliopsida, Vitales, Vitaceae. Gene Ontology annotation, cellular component: nucleus. The transcript has 5 exons. Gene Ontology annotation, molecular function: protein binding. Gene Ontology annotation, biological process: regulation of DNA-templated transcription. The record is from RefSeq and is a predicted model, not a curated record.
CUUUCACACAAUUUUUACGAGAAGAAUAUGUCACCGCAGCUCCCCAAACCCUCGCCGGAAUCUUCCUCCGCCGGCCUCUAUUUCAAUGAUACCGAGCUCACCUUAGGCCUCCCCGGCGCUACCAAGUCCGGCACCAAGCGCGGGUUCUCCGACAUCGUCGACUUGAACCUCCGUGGCCCCUGCAAUACGGAUCACGCUAGCAAUCCAUCUGAAAAAGAUGUUUCCGGCGACUCCAAGCCUCCGCCGGCAAAGACACAAAUUGUGGGGUGGCCGCCGGUGAAGGCGAGUCGGAAGAAUGUUGCGAAGAUCAGCAAAUAUGUGAAGGUGGCGGUCGACGGAGCUCCGUAUUUAAGAAAAGUUGAUCUGGAGAUGUACGGCAGCUAUCAGCAGCUGUUGGGAUCUCUCGAGGACAUGUUCUCCUGCUUCCCUAUUCGUAAUUAUCUUAAUGAGAGGAAGCUUAUGGAUCCUGUGAAGGGAUCCGACUACAUGCCUACCUAUGAGGACAGGGAUGGAGAUUGGAUGCUGGUCGGCGACGUACCAUGGAAAAUGUUUGUGGAAUCAUGCAAGCGACUACGGCUGAUGAAAAGCAUUGAAGCAAUUGGACUAGCUCCAAGGGAAUCUCAAAAAUGCACAAGCACAAGUGGAUCAAAAAGCCUUUAGUUUGAUAGCAUCCUUGGAUGAUAAUUUGAUGUAAAAAGGCUUCUUCUUCUAUUUUUUUUUCCCCUAAUUUUGAUUGGUUUUAGGUGACAAAAAAAAAGAGAAAAUAUAUGUAAAAGAGACUUUUAGAGUAGAGAAAUAGACGUUAGUUACAUGAUGUUGUACUAAUGCUACUUCGAAAUUAACAUUCACGCCUAUAUUUGUCAAGCUUUAUAAGAUCUGGUAAUAUGUUUCAUCAA